GUAGCCCAGGAGGUCACUCUCGGCCCGGCCCACUUUUGUCAGAUCGAGCCAAGCAGAUGUUUGGGCCCCCAGUCAUUGCUGGGCGCCACUACCCUUCCCAGACCUCCUUCAGCCCCACAGCAGCAGAGCAUGGCCAGUACCAGAGCAGCCAAUCCAGCCACAGCCCUUACACUGUAAGCCAAUCACAGCAUAGCUUUGGACCAGGACAGGCCGGCCCAGUCAAUUAUGCAGGGAGUCAGCCAAUAAGAGGACCCUCGGCCUUCCAGACCAUGCAGUACCUCUCCCACCAGCAGCCGGGAUUCGCCGUACACAGUCACUAUACUGGGGCCCAUGCAGGUUUCAUGCCCACGAGCACUGGCAUCCCCCUACAGAAGCAGCUGGAACACGCCAACCAGCAGUCUGGAUUCACCGACUCCUCCACCCUGCGUCCCAUGCACCCCCAGGCUCUGCACCCGGCGCAGACUCUCCUUCCCGCUCCGCAGAUAGCGGUGCCCAUGCAGCCGGCCAAGUCUGCCCUGUCCUACACCCACCCUUCCCGCUCCGCCUCCCCCGGCGGGUACCCCCAUGGGACGCCCCCUCAGCAGCCGCACACGUCUGGGUUCCAGGCUUCCCCCCAGCAGAACCCCCGUCUCCCCUUCAUGCAACAUGGACAGAACCAGCGCUUUUACCACAAAUAAUGGCUCCAGGCUCCUACUGACUCCUGAUUGGGCAGGAGUUUGUCCCUCUCUCUGUCCCCCAGCGUCUCACUUCUUGCCUACGUCUGUGCCGUGUCGGACUGGGGUGCCAAGGGACCAGCGAAGAACCCCAUUGGCCCACUCUCCCCCACCCUCAAGUACCCAAGUCUCUUCCCUUUCCGCCAUUUAUUCUUCCCUGUAGCCUCCUGCUUCCCAUACAGAUAUAGGGACUGAUGGUUAGAAGCAGGAGGGCCCCCGGGAGUUUACCUGGUAUCUCCUGACACCCCCUCUCUGUGAGCUCUGCACCCCCAGACCCACGGUCUCCAUGCAGAUGAGGGUCUUACACUGAAUAAAGUGCUUCUACCCAG
Molecule: messenger RNA, 1042 nt
Organism: Xenopus tropicalis (tropical clawed frog)
Lineage: Eukaryota; Metazoa; Chordata; Amphibia; Anura; Pipidae
Gene: gps2
Product: G protein pathway suppressor 2
Source: RefSeq, marked provisional